This is a messenger RNA of Brassica rapa (field mustard), 7023 nucleotides long. RefSeq names its product cytochrome P450 94B1. NCBI's taxonomy places the organism in Eukaryota, Viridiplantae, Streptophyta, Magnoliopsida, Brassicales, Brassicaceae. The record is from RefSeq and is a predicted model, not a curated record. Gene Ontology annotation, molecular function: heme binding; iron ion binding; monooxygenase activity.
GAAGUUUGCGUAUACCUUACCGUGCAUGGUUGCUUUUUACUUCAAGUUGUAUUUAUUUCCAAGUUGGUCAAUUAACUCUUUACAUGUUUUGAAAUUAUGUUUUUCAAAUUAUAUGAUGAAAUAUGUUAUUUUGCUAACAAAAUAAAGGAUUUAGGCAUUCAAGCUUAAGUAUUUACUGCUUGGGGGUUUGAGAUUUAAAUUGAAGAAGUUACGUUUUAGACAAUUUUAUUAGUGUAUAAAAGGCAUGAUUUAUUUUGUCCAUUUUGAUUUAAGUUUUAGUCUAUUUUCAUUACUUUGCUCUUUAUGGUUUAUUCAUCUUUUGAUUAGAAUAAAUUCUGUUUUCAUCAUCAUAAACAAAAAAAAAAAGUUAAGUAAAAACAAAAAUUCGUGUGAUUCAAAACCACGAGCCUCUUUGGACGGUGAUAAUGACACAAUGAACUUGUGAGAUCGGAGAAUGAAGAGAAAGCACUUUAGUUUAUUUUUAAAAGUGGUGAUUCUUCUUUGGUAUGUGUCAUUCAUAAAGACAAAUAAUUGUCUGUCGAAUCAAUGCAAGAAGAGUGAUCUGGACAAUUUCUAAUGAGUAGAGAGACUUGUCGUAAUGAACCCAAUCCUCUAAACGGCGCCCUUUUCUAGCCACAAUCUGAGUGGCUGACAUCAAUCUUCCUUAUUUUGCAUAUGAAUUAAUUAUCAAUUAGUUAUAAUUUUUAGUUUUUCAUAUUAUACAACGAUACAAAUAAUUUUCAUGCAUGAACUAGUAACUAUUAUUGUAUACUGCACAAUACUCUAUAUUCUCAUGCCAUAUACGUAAAUAAUAGUGUGUAAAAAUCUUCUAUGGUUUGUACUAACUAACAAUAUGUUCUGUAUAGUAUUUAUUUUUCAUAAACAUAAUUCUUAUUCGACAGCAAUUAAUAGCUUUAGUGAAACAGCUAAACUUAUAUUUAAAAAGCUGGAACAUUUUAUUGACUAUAUAUAUAUGCAUCUUACAUUUCAUGUUUUCUUGAAAUAUUAAGAAAAUAUGUCGUAUAUGAAAGAUCUAAAAAAUUGCUCAUGAUUUUAGGAAACACGAGCUUGAAAAGAAGUGUCAGUGGAACUAGUUCCGACUUUUUCUUAAUGAGAUAAACUCAAUUUUCAAACCACGAGAACCACGUGCAUAUAGAGAAUAAGUUAGAUAACUAGUAAUCCCAAAAAGUGUAUUCUUCAUCCAGUUGAAUAUCUUGCAGUUAUUUGUGUAAAAUUUCGGCCGAGUAAUUUCAUCAACGUCUUCAUUCUUAUCCCACACAUGCAUGUUUGUAUUGGCGGAUUCUUGAACAGUCGAUUGAACCAGCACUUGUCGGUGCAGGUAUAACUGUAAACCCAAACUUAAAUAUUGUUUAAAGAGAUAAUUCUAGUAUGGUUAAUACAUAUGUCAUUAGCUAAUAAUUACGAUGCUUGGAAUAUUUUUAAAAAAAUUGAAACCCUAAGGUUUUAUUCUUCAAUUCUGAAUUAUAAUUUCGCCUAGAAAAGAGAAUCUCUUACCAACAUAUGUACUGUAACUACAGACGAAUUGCACAAUGUACUAAACAAGAUUGUUUGUUCAUCGCAUAUAACAUAAUUAUAUACUUUUUCCGUUUCAGUUUAAUUAUUGGUGUACAGUAAUUUUUUUGUUUUCAAAUAAGUGUUUUUUAUAAUUUUAAUUUAAAAUUUAUUGGUUUAAUAUUCCAAUAUAUUUUUCAAUGAUUGAAAUAUAGUUAGAUGUAUUAAUAAUGAUAUUUUUAUUUAAUAAUUAUAUAAAGUAAAGAUUUUCUUAAUUUAUGUGUAUAAGUAAAAAACCACAAUUAAAAUAAAACGUAGGGAAUACUUAAUAUUCCUUGAUUUUAACAAAUCUCCAGGAUCCCCUAAGAAUCAAAGUUCAUUAUUUGACAAAAACAGAUAGAUCAUUCAUUUAUAUCAUCACUGUGACUUAACUAAUGAUUAUAAUACUAGUAGUUUUCUAUUAUUUAAAUUAGGCUAUCGAGAUUCUAAAAGAAUAUCUAUAUAUAGUACUAAUCCAGUUUGGACAAUUGAUUUUAUUCAUUUUUCUUGAUACAUGUUUACAUUUAUGUAACCUAUAACCUUACCACUUAAAUUAAAUAUUAUUUUGACAUCAUAUAUUAGAAACUAAUUUGAGACAGUAGAGACCACUGAAAUCGUUUGACAAAAAAUGACGACUAAAUUCAUUAUAACAUAUUUAAUCAUUAAUUAUAAAACAAAAUAAAGUCUUAAAGAAAAACAAAUCAACUGUUUUGCUUUGUCAAAGUCUGACUCUGAGCCGUGUCUAUAUUUUAUUUCGGCUGGAGAUUUGGCAACCAGGCAGUGCGGGAGGCACUGGCCUGUCCUUGUCCACAUCUAUAUCUCAUUUAUCUCAUUUUAGGUCAAUGAGAUGUAUUGUUUUUUUUCUUUUUGAACUUUGUGAGGUUGUACUGUUGCGUCGACAUAUAUUAAUAUAUGUUUCAAUAUGUUAUUAUCAGUUCGAUACUUAUUGGUUUAAAUUGAUUCGUUGCAGCUAUUCAAGCAGAUACAAUUUUUGAUCAAGUUAAGCUAUUUUUUUAAAUGCAUAAAUUAAAUUUCGGCUGAAGAUUUGGCAACCAGGCAGUGCUAGAAGUGCUGGCCUGUCCUUGUCUAAAUCUAUAUCUCAUUUAUCUCAUUUAGGUCAAUGAGAUUGUAUUGUUGCGUCGACAUAUAUUAGUAUAUGUUUCAAUAUUUAAUUAAUUAUUAGUUCGAUAUUUAUUACUUUAAUUAUUCGUUGCAGCUAUUCAAGUUACAACUUUUGAUCUAUUUAAGCUUUUUUCAAUGCAUAUUAGUGUGGUUGUUAAAUAGUAGCAACUUAAUAUAUAUAGUAGCAGUUUUUUUUUCAAUAUAUAAGAACUUAGACUAUAAAUUAACCUAUUAUUAAAUAGUAGCAAAUUAAUAUAUAGCUAAAAGUAAAAAUAUAUAAUAAAUGAAUAAUACAAAGACUGGCCAAAGAAAACGAUAAGUUAAAGAAAUUAAAUAUUUAUCUUUUAUUACGUCGUUCGCUGGACUGAUAUGGUCGGAGCCACAACUUGUGUUCUGUAUAGAUUAUUAUUGUCUCAUCCUAUAUACUGUAUAGAUAGCUCCUAUAAAUAACAGGAACUCACACAUCAAAAACAUAAAAUUCAAACUACCAAAAGAAGAAACAAAGAACUCCAAAAAUGGAAAUUCUAAUUGCAUCUUUCUUUCUAUUUCUAAUAUUAGGAAUUAUCCUAAUCUUCUCAUUUUCAACAAAAGCCCUAAAGAAACAACAAACCAAAUCCUCCUACAAGCCGACUUCGUAUCCACUCAUUGGCUCUAUCCUCUCCUUCAACAAGAACCGCCACCGUCUCCUCCAAUGGUACACCGAUCUCCUCCGUCUCUCUCCCUCUCAAACCAUCACCAUCGACCUCCUCUUCAACCGCCGCACCAUUGUAACGGGUAACCCCGAAAACGUCGAGCACAUUCUCAAAACAAACUUUUGUAACUUCCCUAAAGGCAAACCUUUCACCGACCUCCUCGGAGACCUACUCGGCGGUGGAAUCUUUAACUCUGACGGCCAGUUAUGGAGCUCGCAGCGUAAACUCGCUAGCCACGAGUUUACAAUGCGUUCACUUAGAGAGUUUACUUUCGAGAUCCUCCGUGAAGAAGUCGAAAACCGCCUCGUCCCGGUUCUUUCCUCCGCCGCGGACUACGACGGAGGAAGGACGGUGGAUCUUCAGGAGAUUCUAAAACGUUUUGCUUUCGAUGUGGUUUGUAAAGUUUCUUUGGGUUGGGAUCCGGAUUGCUUGGACUUAACCCGACCUGUUCCAGCUUUGGUCGAAGCAUUUGACGUAGCGGCGGCGAUUAGUGCUCGCCGCGCGACGGAGCCGGUCCACGCCGUGUGGAAGUUAAAGCGUUUGUUGAACGUGGGGAGCGAAAGGAGGCUUAGAGAAGCGAUCAAGACCGUACACAUGUCCGUGUCUGAGAUCAUACGUGCCAAGAAGAAGAGUCUUGAUAUCAGUGGUGACUUGUCAGACAAGCAAGACCUCUUGUCUAGGUUUCUCGCCGCCGGCCACGGCGAAGAAGCCGUGAGAGACUCGGUGAUCAGCUUUAUCAUGGCGGGAAGGGAUACAACGUCGGCUGCGAUGACGUGGCUGUUCUGGUUGUUGAGUGAAAACGGUGACGUGGAGGACAAGAUUCUCGAAGAAGUGAGGAACAAGGGAUCUUUAGGGUUAGGGUUUGAGGAUUUGAAAGAGAUGAGUUACACGAAAGCUUGUCUCUGCGAAGCAAUGAGGCUUUACCCACCAGUGGCGUGGGACUCAAAGCAUGCAGCAAACGAUGACGUUUUACCAGACGGAACACGUGUUAGAAAAGGCGACAAAGUUACUUAUUUCCCUUACGGUAUGGGAAGGAUGGAGAAAGUGUGGGGUCAAGACUGGGACGAGUUUAAACCGAACCGAUGGUUAGAGGAAGAUCCAAGUACUAAACCGGUUUUGAAAAGUGUGAGCUCGUUUAAGUUUCCUGUUUUCCAAGCUGGACCAAGGGUUUGUAUAGGGAAAGAAAUGGCGUUUACGCAGAUGAAAUACGUGGUUGGUUCGGUUUUGAGUCGGUUUGAGAUUAUACCGGUUACCAAGAAUCGGCCGGUAUUUGUUCCUCUCCUUACGGCUCACAUGGCUGGUGGGUUAAAGGUGAAGAUCAAGAGGAGAGAGCAUUAGUAAUAAUCCGAUUUACUCAAAUCAAUAAUUCGUGUCCUUAUAGAAUAUCCAGCGAAUAUGUAAAAUGUGUGGCUUAUACAUUUAAUUAAAUUAGUAUAUGUAUGUAUGAUUCACAGUUUCACACAGAUUGCUAGUCAAUACAAAAAUAUAUAAAUCAGUAUGGUUGUCUUAUCAAAGUGGAUGCAAUAUAUUAAUCAGUUUGAUAGACAUACGUGGACAUAUAUAUGAAAUCAUUUUUAAAAUAGACCCCCUGCAUGAUUGGCUGGCUACUAAUCAAUAACUGUAAUUGGAAUUUAAAUUUCAGAAUGAAUGAUAUAUAGUGAGUGCUGUUUUUUUGCAUGAGGUUCAACGUGCUGUAAAUUAGGGACAAUUUAAAAUAUUAACUUUGCUAUAAUAUAUAGAGAAAUUCCAAAAGAUAGAUUUAAAAAAGUUUUUGUCACAAAUAUUACCUUAAAAAUAAAAAUGAUCAAAAUAGAUUUAAAUGUUUUAUCAAAAAAAGUAAAUAUACACUUAUACCUAAGGUUAAUUAAUCUAGACAUUAGUUACUUACUAGUAUUAAUUGUUUUUUUGGUACAGGGUCAGAAAAAGGAUGAAGAAGACAAGAUCAUCUCGGGGUUGUAAAGAUGUAGACAGAAUCACUGAUUCUGAAUCAGUGCCUUGUCAGAUGAUUUACUGGUUAAGAUACUAACGUGUCUUCCGACGAGAGUAGCUGCGUCCACGAGUGUCUUUGGAUGUGGUUGCCAAAACUCAGGUACUAUAGUAGUGUUUUAAAUCAUCGAAGCAAAAACAUAGGGCGUUUUCUUGAUCGUAAUAUGCCACUACAUAGAGCUCGGUUAUGGAAAGCUUCCAUCUCGUACUAUUUGGUUCAUCGCUUAGUACUAAAGAUAUCGAAAUGUGGCUUGCAACUGCACUUUCACGCAACCUUUGCGAGCUCUUUCUUAUUAAUGAGUAUUCCAACGAGAAGCCAAAUAUAUUGCCUAGUAGAUUGUAUACCUGCAAAUCGCUCGUGAUCUUGAAACUCCGUGGCGAGAUUCGUCCGGAUGUUCCUCGUCUGAGCUGUCUUCCCUCUCUCAAAACUUUGGAACUUCUACUUGAUAAAUACUUUCAAGGAGGACCUCUUAGACGGUUUCUAUUUAUUUGUCCUGUUCUUGAAAACCUGUUGAUGAAUUGCGGUUGGGACGAUUACGAUAAGGGACUGAUCACUGUUACCGUCCCCUCUUUGCAGCGUUUAACAUUAUAUUUGCAUAGUCAAACUGAAGGAGGUAUGUUGCCACGUGGGUUAGUGAUAGAUUCUCCUUCUUUGAAGUAUUUGAAACUCCGGGAUCGUCAUCAAUGGAGUCGUCCCGGAUUUUCGAUUGAGACUAUGCCUGAUUUAGAGGAGGCAUAUGUAAAUGUUCAAUAUUGUAAGACGUCGUCGAGUCUUGUGGUCUUAUGGCCCCAACCACAUCUAUAGAGCGCCUUAUCAGAUCAAUCACAUCUGUCAAGCGCCUUACAAUAUGUUCAGAGGUAAGUUUUUUUCUUUUUUGGUUUGAUUAAACCAAAUUUUGAAUUGUUUCGAAGAAGAAAUUUAUCCGACCAUGUCUGGUUUACAUGGAAAAAAUACUAUGCCCUCCUUUCCUAAUUAAUUGCAAAUUUUCAGUCUCUUUUAUAGAAUCAUGUGUUUAUACUUAUUCAUCUUUGUAGAUGCGUUACACUGGUGGUUUUGUCUUCAACCAGCUUGAGCAUUUGAUUUGAAGCUAUGUGUAUGCGGAGGGGACUCAUCGAAUCUCCUUGCUAGGUUGCUCGAAGAUUCUCCUAACGUACGAGUGCUAGACAUCUUUGAAAUUGUACCAAGUUUCUUCCAUAAACAAUUAUUCUACAUUUUGUGCGCACACAAUAUGAUUUUAACUUGGUUCUUCUAUUCAAUUGCAGGAUCAUGAUGAUAGGGACUAUGAGGAACUAAUAAGUACUGUUCGCACCGUUCGUGAAAGUGUUCUGUCUAAUUUACGAACUUUUAACUGGUCAAGAUACUUUGAAAGAAGACCACAGGAGAUGGAUCUUGCGGUUUACAUCCUAGGAGAAAAAUGGUCUCUUAAAGAUUGCAACAAUCUCGUCUGAUGCAUUGCCUUCUGGGAGAUGAUCAUGGAGUUUGUUGACUUGCUUCCCAGGCAUCAACCAUAUGCCAUUAUGCCAAGUCGUAUUUAGUCUUUAGAUUUUUUAAUUUAUGUAAUAGAAUUUGGAACUUUUAUAUGUAUACUUCUAUUCGUCUAGGAAAAUGCAGAUUCUUGCAAGUUUUAUUCUAUAAGCCUUCAACUUCUUAAUAGUAGUUGUGGUUCACGUU